GCCCAUUCUUUUCCGUUUUCGCGGUGAAAGUAAAUUCUAAUUUUGUCGUAAAUCAUCUUGCCCUUGCAACUCCGAUUCCCGGUCUGGUUCCCAUAUUUUUUUUCCCUUCUCGUGACGACGUAGCACCAGUUAUUGCUUGGGAUUAGCUAGCGUAAGGGCAGCCAUGGAGGACUAUGCCGCUUCUCUUCUUAAACAGCUCACUGCCCGUUUGUAUGUCCGUGAUGAACAACAGCAACAGCAACAGGAACAGGAACAGCACCAGCACCAGCAGGAAUCUAGACCCAGGACUGUUUCCUCCUCUUCUCCCUUCUUCCUAAACACGAGACCCGUCGCUAUAUCAGCCAUGGCCCACCCGCAGACGCAGUUCGCGCAGACGGAGUUCACGGGGCCGUCCGUGCUGCGGGCGCGGCGGACGACGGUCGGGCGGGCGACGGCGAAGGCGCAGCUGCAGCGGAUGAAGGACUCGGGGCAAUACGACGCGUUCCGGGUCGACGAGAGGAAGAAGAAGAAGAAGGAGAAGGAAAAGCAGAAGGAGACGGAGAAGAAGGGGGAGGAGGGGACCCGUUGGCCGUGCACGCCCCAGGUCUACUGGGACAGCGACGUGGCCAAGUGGAUCGAGGGCGCGUGCUACCUGCUGGCGGAGGAGUACGACGCGGAGAUCGACGCGGCGGUGCGGGAGCUCGCGGACACGAUUCGCGGCGCGCAGCGGGAGGACGGGUACCUGAAUACGUGGUUCACGGUCGAGGAGCCGGAGGCGAGGUGGACGAAUAUCAGGGAUAAGCAUGAGUUGUAUUGUGCCGGACACCUGAUAGAGGCGGCGCUGGCGCAUAGCAAUUACUACAAGAACAAUCUUCUCUUGGAGCCGCUGGAGAAGUAUGUCCAGCUGAUCAGUACAGUCAUCGGCCCGGGUCCUGACCAGAAACAUGCCUAUCCAGGCCAUCCGGAGACGGAGCUCGCGCUCCUGCGCCUGUACACAGCGACGGGGAACGAAGACGCUUACAAGCUGGCGAAGUACUUCGUAGAAGAGCGUGGCAACCCGACCGGCCAGGAUGGGCUCCCAUACUACGAGUGGGAGCGGCGGCAGCGUGGCGAGAGUCCAUAUCAGCGCCCUGACAGCUACUUGAUGCACGAUAGUAGCUGGUACAACCAAGCUCACGCUCCGAUCCUAGAGCAGAAGACUGUCGAAGGCCAUGCUGUCAGGGCCAUGUAUCCAAGUGCUAACAUUAGUAUCUUAGUUCUUACUGGUGUUGCGGAUCUACUUUGCUUAGACGAGCUCGGAGUAAGGCCCUAUGAGCACAAGAGCGAGUAUUUCGAAGCCCUUACCAGGCUGUGGAACAACAUGGUCGACAGGAAGAUGUACCUCACGGGGGGGAUCGGGUCAAUGUGGCAAUGGGAGGGCUUCGGUAUCGAUUACUUCCUACCGCAGGGCUCGGACGAAGGGGGGUGCUACAACGAGACGUGCGCGUCUAUCGCUGUGAUAAUGCUAGCUGAGCGCCUGCUCCAUCUAGACCUGAACGCGAAGUACGCCGACAUAAUGGAGCUGUGCCUCUACAACGCGGUGAUGACGGGGCUGAGCCUGGACGGGACCGCCUUCACGUACGUGAACCAGCUCGCGAGCUCGGAGUCCGACAAGAGCCGCCGCGAGGACUGGUUCGACACCUCGUGCUGCCCACCGAACGUCAUGCGGCUUUUUGGCUGCCUCGGCGGAUACCUGUGGGACUACGGAGGCACCGGAAAGGGCGGCGACGCCUACAUCAACGUGCAUCUGUAUACAUCGGCCAAGGUAACGUUUCAGGUAGAAGACCAGCAGAAGCAGCAGCAGCAGAUCAUGCUGGAGCAGAAGUCGAAUUGGCCGUGGGAGGGGAAUACGCUGUUCGAGCUGCAGGCCCCGGCGUCUAUAGGCGUGACUAUCAGAUUAAGGAUUCCUUCCUGGGCGCGGGGGAACUUCACGCUCACGCCGAGCCACAAAGCAGCGCAGGUCGAGAAGGGCUACCUGGUCCUCCCGGCCGCUUACACCUCGGCGAAUAGGGCCUUCUCGAUCCAGAUCGACGGGUUCGAGCCCCGAUUCAUCGCUCCCCACCCGUAUGCCAAUCAGAGCACGCUGACGCUCGCGCGCGGGCCGCUAAUCUACUGCGUGGAGGAUGUCGACAAUGCAUGGGAGCAGGACCACUUCCGCAACGUCGGGAUUCGAUCCGACUCUGCGGUAGCUGAGAGGGAAGAGGAGAUGACGAUAAAGAAGGUGGUGGACCAUCACCACCACCAUCACCAAAUCGGGGAACGCUACGUUGGCCUCCGGUCGGUCGGUUGGAUCCGCAAGGUCAUAGGUGAUCGGACCGAGUCGGGAUCCGGCAUCGAACCCGGUACAUCCCUCGGCCAGACGGUGGUGGCUGAGGAGAAGGAGCUUAACUUCAUCCCCUACUAUCUCCGUGCGAACCGUGGUGGCAGGGGUCAUAUGAGAGUUGGGCUGUUAAGGGGCUAAGGUUUCUAGUUAGGAGGUAACUACGAAGUACUACUGCUACUAUUAUGUGCCUGGUAUUAUGAACAUGGGGGGCGGGCGGUUUGGAGGGGCCAGAAAAUAAAGAAAAUAAGGAGAGAGAGGGGGGGAGGCUUAAUGCUAAGACGAUGAAGAACCCGAGACACCCGUGUCGUAGUAACAUGGUUGGUUCCACUACUACCCAGUUUUGAAGUGCGUGGGAUUUCUCGAUAGUUACCGGGCAGGUAGUUAGUGGGGGAAAAGAAGAAGAAAACGUUGUUGGAAUAUAGUACGAUAGAGCAAACGAUUCGGCGCUAUCGUCAUAAUCCUAACCCCUUGCAUACCCCCAUCGGGCAAGCUGCAGGUUCGGAGCCUUAUCGCUACCUUGUCAGGUAGGUUGUGCGCAGCUCAUGGUACGCUAGAUUUAGUUGAAACUGGGAAUCCGCGGAUGCAACUUGAUUAUCUCAGCCUUUUUAAUCAUAGGUACCUAUUCUUACAUGGUCAUUAUUCUAGUUGGGUGGGUAGCUUCAAGAUGGAGAUGACGGAUGGUGUCUUGAGAUAUACCUAUACAAAGCUUGAUUUUAUAUAGGUGGUGGUAUCAAGGGGCUUUCUUGACAAGUCUUCUUUUUUUUUUUUCUUACGAGUUA
Molecule: messenger RNA, 3120 nt
Organism: Daldinia caldariorum
Lineage: Eukaryota; Fungi; Ascomycota; Sordariomycetes; Xylariales; Hypoxylaceae
Product: glycoside hydrolase family 127 protein
Exons: 5
Coding region: 164-2479 (771 amino acids)
Biological process (GO): carbohydrate metabolic process
Source: RefSeq, a predicted model, not a curated record